Antechinus flavipes (yellow-footed antechinus) is the source of this 1188-nucleotide messenger RNA. Its product is annotated as double-stranded RNA-binding protein Staufen homolog 1-like. The record is from RefSeq and is a predicted model, not a curated record. NCBI's taxonomy places the organism in Eukaryota, Metazoa, Chordata, Mammalia, Dasyuromorphia, Dasyuridae.
AUGGCUGAGGAUCUGAAUUCUUGGCCUGGAGAGGCUGGCCCCUUGGAUUUUUUACCAGAGCCUCCAGGAAUGAGCAGUUUCCAGCCACAACUGUGCCUGAAGCCCAAUGAUGGACACUCCAUUUGUACACUGGAGAGAAGGAAUCCAGACAGUGUAACCCCAACAGUGGAACUAAAUGCACUUUGCAUGAAACUUGGGAAAAAAACCAUGUACAAGCCUGUUGAUCCUUACACAAGAAUGCAGUCCACCUAUAACUAUAAUAUGAGAGGAGGUGCCUAUCCCCCACGGUACUUUUACCCAUUUCCUGUCCCACCUUUACUUUAUCAAGUUGAACUUUCCAUUGGAGGACAACAAUUUAAUGGGAAAGGACGAACAAGACAGGCAGCAAAACAUGAUGCAGCUGCAAAGGCACUGAAAAUCUUGCAGAAUGAGCCCCUGCCUGAGAAACCAGAGGUAAAUGGAAGAGAACCAGAUGAUGAAAAUCUCAAUAAAUCUGAAAUAAGCCAAGUGUUUGAGAUUGCACUUAAACGGAACUUGCCUGUGAAUUUUGAGGUCACCAGGGAGAGUGGCCCACCUCACAUGAAGAGUUUUGUGACAAAAGUAUCAGUUGGUGAAUUCAUGGGUGAAGGUGAAGGAAAAAGCAAGAAGAUUUCAAAGAAAAAUGCUGCUAUAGCUGUCCUUGAGGAACUAAAGAAAUUACCCCCACUUCCAACAGUUGAAAAAAUGAAACCACGAAUCAAAAAGAAAACAAAAUCAAUAGUUAAGCUACAGACAAGCCCAGAAUAUGGUCAAGGAAUGAAUCCUAUUAGCCGACUUGCCCAGAUCCAGCAGGCCAAAAAAGAUAAGGAGCCUGAAUAUAUGCUUCUCACUGAGAGAGGCCUUCCACGCCGCAGGGAAUUUGUGAUUCAGGUCAAAGUUGGUGGUCACACUGCUGAAGGAAUGGGAUUAUGGCACCAACUCUGGCCUCAGACCCAGAUCCAGCCCCAGGGUCAGCUAGGUGCGACCCCUGAACCUGAAUCAGUGGCAGUGCUAGUGCCUUCUGGACCUCUUGAUGUGGUGAUAUCAGGAAAGGUCAGCAGAGAAGUCUGUGGAAAUUGGGUGGGAAUCAGGAGUGCAGUCCCAACACGGGUUGCACCAUCGCAUCCCCAGCCGAUGCAGAGUCAGCAAAUUUGGACUCUACUGUUUUAG